Molecule: messenger RNA, 2343 nt
Organism: Spodoptera littoralis (African cotton leafworm)
Lineage: Eukaryota; Metazoa; Arthropoda; Insecta; Lepidoptera; Noctuidae
Source: the annotation of a GenBank genome assembly
AUGGGACGGCUCAACCGGAGUGAUACCACGGCCUUACAGAACACCGACGUGAAGCAACGCUUGCGUUGUGUUUCAUCGUGGGUCGAUGACACGCACAAGUUUCUUGGAAACGACACACAUACAGAUUACUUCAGAUUAUUAUUAAGGGAUGGAAAUUAUCUCCUAGUCGGUGGCAGGAACGUGGUGUACAACCUCAGUCUCACAGACCUGACGGAGCAGCGUCGGCUGGUCUGGUACUCACCAGAGAAUGACGUCAAGAUGUGCGUCGUCAAAGGAAAGGACGAGGAGAGCUGCCAAAACUACAUACGAGUGCUGGUCUCCCUCGGUCCUGGUAGACUACUGGUCUGCGGCACCAACAGCUUCAGACCGUUCUGUAGAGAAUACAGCGUCCAACGAGACUCCUACCACAUGGAGAGAGAAAAAUCAGGCCAAGCUGUUUGCCCCUACGACCCUGAACAUAAUUCCACCGCCGUUUAUGCGGACGGAGAGUUGUAUUCAGGAACAGUGGCCGACUUCAGUGGUAUGGAGCCGAUCAUAUAUCGAGAGCCUUUACAAACGGAGCCGUACGACUCAAUGACGUUAAAUGCUCCGGACUUCGUGAAUUCGUUAGUACAUGGAAACUUCGUGUACUUCUUCUUUAGAGAAACGGCUGUUGAAUAUAUUAAUUGCGGGAAGGCUGUAUACUCCCGCGUAGCUCGAGUGUGUCGUGACGACCGCGGCGGACCUCAUCGGUUCAAGCAACGAUGGACUUCCUUCCUGAAGUCCAGGCUCAAUUGCUCCGUCGCUGGAGACUUCCCCUUCUACUUUAAUGAAAUACAGUCCACAACGGAGUUAAUAGAAGGAGUAUACGGAGGUCUAAAUGCGCAGUUAAUAUACGGAACAUUCACGACCCCGCCCAACAGUAUAUCGGGUAGUGCUGUCUGCGCGUUCAGCAUGCAAGACAUAGCUGACACCUUCGAAGGAACAUUCAAAGAACAAAGCGCGAUCAACUCUAAUUGGUUGCCUGUUAAUAGUGCAAAAGUACCAGAGCCCCGGCCAGGAACAUGUCAUAAUGACUCAAGGCAGCUUCCAGACCAGACGCUAAACUUCAUCAAGACACACGCACUAAUGGACGAGUCUGUGCCAGCUUUCUUCGGAGAACCCAUCGUCAUACGGACUAGUUUUCACUAUCGAUUUACACAGAUAGCUGUAGAUCCACAAGUGAAGACACCUGGUGGGAAAGCAUAUGAUGUCUUAUUCAUUGGCACAGAUAACGGCAAAAUCAUUAAAGCUAUCAACGCAGUUUCCUAUGACUCCAACAAACGCGCAGUGCCGGUCGUCAUCGAGGAGUUACAGGCAUUCGCAGCUGGUUCUCCAGUCAGAGCACUAAGGGUAGCGCGAGCUGGUCGUGAUGCGGCCCGCCUGAUCGCUGUAUCAGAUAGACAAGUCCUCAGUUUGAGGCUGCAUCGGUGUUCCAGUGAUAAGAUUAGUUCUUGCUCCGAAUGUGUGGCGUUACAAGACCCGUACUGUGCGUGGGACAAACAAGCGGGUCGAUGUCGCGCCUUCUCUCACGGCGUCAGCAGAUGGCUGGACGAGAACUCUUUCUACCAGAGCGUCAGCACCGGCAGCCAUGCUGCCUGCCCUCACAGUAAAGACGCUGGGGCAGUAGGAGGUCUCAGUUCAGGUCUAUACGAUGACGCCAGAGGUGAGACGAAGGGAGAAGUCAUCAACAUCGUACAAGACAAAGACGGGAAAGGAGGAGGUGGAGGUAACGAAGGUCCUGAAGUUCUUGCGGCGGACCCUCCACCAGCAGCAUAUUCAGUAGAAACUCUAGCAUUAGCAGUAGCAGCUGGUGCUCUAGCAGCGUUAGGCGCUGGAUUCGCUGCUGGUACAUUUGCGGCAGAAGGUGUAAGAAGGACGACGAUGACAAUAUGCCUUACCCUGAUACUGAGUAUGAAUACUUUGAACAAAGGCAGAAUAUUAAUAGGUUUGAUUCAAGCAGAACCUAAGCUCCUGCAGCAAGUAGAAGAAGUGACGUAUGCUGAGCCAGUGCUAGCCCCUCAGCCGAAGCCUGCGUCUCCCCGCGCCACGCUGCGCAAGCACCCCCCAUACCACCCCCACCACGAGACGCUGUUCCAGUUCCAGCCCGACGCAUACCGUCGUGAUAACUUCGGAACUCUUCGCUCUCAUCAGGUCAAUGUCAUGUCGCAGCGCAGCAGCGGCUCGGGGUCAGCGUCGGCGAGUGGCGGCGGAUCGUCGUCGUCUCCGUCGCCGCCGUCCUCGUCGCCGUCCCCGUCGGGCGAGCGGCCCCCCACGCCGCCGCCGCCCGCGCCGCAGCCCUGCGCCUACAUCUACCGCAACUAG